AUGUUUGCGGAGCUCGUCGCCCCGUCCGUCUCAACCUUGAUGAUGCAAUCCAGCAUCUGGGCGCGAGAGAAGCGGCUUCUCUGGCUCUUGUGCUCUGCCAACAUGGCCCUAUUCCUCGCAUCUGCGUCCUGGGCGGCGGCGACGUAUCGACUUCGGGACAACCUCUUGCACAACCGCGACAACGAGCUGCUGUGGCUCAUGGACUGGUACUGCAAGCCGGCAAAGAGCAUCUACAUACAGCGUUUUCUUGUGGCAAACGUGGGUUGUGUGCCUAGUUCUAACACGCAAGGGGGCGGUAAUGCAGCACCGGUGCGCGACCAGACGCAAAUCGACCUCAUCGAGACACGGGUCAACGGGUCGCUCAUCGAUCUCGACCACUCGCUCUUCCGGGCGCCGCCAUCGGCCGAGGUGGGCGCGGCGUGGGCGUCUUCGCACUCCAUCAGCACCGAGGCCGUCAUCCGCCUGUCUGGGCAAGGACCCGUCGACGACGGCGCGCUUCACGGCCGACUGGGGGGCUCGGCGACGAGGCACACGUGGCGGAACUAG
Messenger RNA from Purpureocillium takamizusanense, 546 nucleotides. RefSeq lists its product as uncharacterized. The transcript has a single exon. NCBI's taxonomy places the organism in Eukaryota, Fungi, Ascomycota, Sordariomycetes, Hypocreales, Ophiocordycipitaceae. Bases 1 to 546 code for a protein of 181 amino acids. The record is from RefSeq and is a predicted model, not a curated record.